Alnus glutinosa is the source of this 2196-nucleotide messenger RNA. RefSeq names its product cold-responsive protein kinase 1-like. Bases 76 to 2016 code for a protein of 646 amino acids. The transcript is spliced from 8 exons. Lineage: Eukaryota; Viridiplantae; Streptophyta; Magnoliopsida; Fagales; Betulaceae. Gene Ontology annotation, biological process: protein phosphorylation. Gene Ontology annotation, molecular function: ATP binding; protein kinase activity. The record is from RefSeq and is a predicted model, not a curated record.
AUAGUUAUUUCUCAUCUUCUCUGCAUCAUCUCCUCUCUAAGAAAAUAUAGCAGCAGCUGCUACGUACUUGCGACCAUGAAGAUGAGCCCACAUAUUAAGGUCUUCUCAACGACGUUAAUAUGGUGGUGGUUGACGAUGGUUGUCGCAGACCCACAGACGAAUCUGUUAAAUAGCGGUUGCAGCCAGUACAACGUGUCCAACGAGUCGGCCUUCUAUGCCAGUCUAAACGCGACGUUUACGAACCUCAGAGCAGAGCUGAACAACAACAGCAACAGCAGAUUCGCAACCGCACAGCAAGUGACGGGCUCCGCCUAUGCGAUGGUGCAGUGCAGGAACUACCUGUCUACUGCUGACUGCCUUGCUUGUUUCACCGCCGCCGAGACUAAAAUCCGGAACUGCUCUGCUGCCAACGGCGCCCGCGUCAUCUACGAUGGCUGCUUCCUCAGGUACGAGAGUAGCACCUUCUAUGACCAGGGCACUCAGAUUGGUAAUGAAGGGAUUUGUGGAAACCAGACAGCAUCGCAGCCUGCUGCUUUUAGUACUGCCGCGAAAGAAUUGUUAGCAGAUCUCCAAGUUGCAACGCCUAGGAUUAAUGGUUUCUUUGCUGCGAGCAAGAAGCAAGUGGUUGGUGGUGUUGGUAAUGCGACAGUGUAUGCUGUGGCACAGUGUGCCGAAACAGUUAGUGAAACUGGUUGUCAGGAUUGCUUGACAGUAGCAGUCGGAAAUGCAGAAGUAUGUCUUCCUAAUACGGAUGGUCGGGCAAUUGAUGCUGGCUGUUUCCUGAGGUACUCAGACACGCCCUUCUUUGCUGAUAACCAAACUACUAAUAUCACUCCCUUCUUAGGAAAUGGAAGUUCAAGCAAGAAGAAAGCCAUUAUUGGAGGAGUAGUAGGGGGUGUCGCAGGUGCUAUUCUCAUUAUAGCUUUGUUUGUCUGGUUUACAAUACUAAGAAGGCCCAAGCCAGUCACUAGAGGUGACAUAUUAGGGGCAACUGAGCUGCGAGGCCCAGUGAAUUACAAGUACAAAGAUUUGAAAUCUGCAACCAAAAACUUCAGUGAAGAAAACAAACUCGGAGAAGGAGGUUUUGGUGAUGUAUACAAGGGUACUCUGAAAAAUGGGAAGAUAGUUGCUGUCAAGAAGCUGGCUAUAGGCCAAUCCUCAAGGGCAAAGGCAGAUUUCGAGAGUGAAGUGAAGCUUAUAAGUAAUGUUCAUCAUCGGAACAUGAUCCGUCUUCUUGGGUGUUGCACCAAAGGGCCAGAACUACUUCUUGUCUACGAAUACAUGGCAAACAGCAGCCUCGACAAAUUCUUGUUUGGUGAAAGACGAGGGUCUCUGAACUGGAAACAAAGAUAUGAUAUAAUCUUGGGCACAGCUAGGGGCCUUGCUUAUCUACACGAGGAAUUCCAUGUAUGUAUCAUACAUAGAGAUAUAAAAACCGCCAACAUUCUUCUGGAUGAUGAUUUCCAACCCAAGAUUGCAGAUUUUGGGUUAGCAAGGCUUCUACCCGAGGAUCAAAGCCAUCUCAGCACCAGAUUCGCAGGAACAUUAGGGUAUACAGCACCUGAAUAUGCAAUCCAUGGUCAGCUAUCAGAGAAGGUAGAUAUCUACAGUUUUGGUGUUGUUGUUCUUGAGAUUAUAUGUGGUCGAAAAAGCAGCGAGGUGAAGGCUGAUCCUAAUGGCGAUUACCUCCUUGAACGGGCAUGGAAACUGUACGAGAAUGACAUGCAUCAGGAGUUGGUGGACGAAACGUUGGACCCAAAGGAGUAUACGGCAGAAGAAGUGAAAAGAAUUAUAGAGAUUGCUCUGUCGUGCAUGCAGUCACCGGCUGGUCUGAGGCCGUCAAUGUCUGAAGUUGCCGUUUUGCUCAAAAGCAAAGGUUCGGUGGAACGUCAGCCGCCAAGCAAGCCAGCCUACGUUGAUUCUGAGAAGAAGGUUCGGCCGGGAGACACCUCCACUUCAACCGCAUCAUCCACAUCUAAUGCCACUGUCUCUACCUCUCAGGUCUCGGCUCGCUAACGUUAAACAUAUAUAUCUGAUUUUUUUUUUUUUUUUUGAUUGUAUAUAUUAUAGUUUCCUUUACUUGGGUUUUACAUAUAUUGGAAUGAGAUUCAUUCCCUAAUACGUCUGUAAGAAAUUAAUUCCAUUAUGAAUUGAAGUACGUGGUGCGUACGUCCAAAUAAAAAAAAUGUUUCGUAA